AUGCUCAUUAAAUAAGAUGCAGAAGUUUUAUAGCAUUCAUAACUAUUUUCUUAGAGUAAGUAAAAUAUAUAAUUUAAUAGUUAAAUUAAUUAAAUAAAAAUAUAAUUAGAUGAAAUAAUUCAUUCUAAAUUAGAUCUUUAGUCAGGGCAUACGACUUUGAAACCUUUGGCCAGUAGCAAAAGUUGUAAUAGUUGCACUAUUAUAAGCAACUAAAGUAAAAAAAUAAUAUUUAUAAUCUAUUUAAGUAAAAUUAACUUUAUUUUAAAGAAGUAAAAUAGAGGAGGAAUAGUAAAAGGUUAUCUAUUUUUUUAAAUGAAGAUAUACCAUAAAAUCCUAAAAAAAUAAAAGGUAGGCUAUCAUAUAUUAUAAAUCAAACAGAAAAUAUGUAUGAAAAUCUUCCAAGAAUGCAUAGAAAUAGUAAUUUUUCAGUUCAAGCUCAAACAAGAGGCUAAGAACAGGAGUCUUUUUCUUCAAAAGCAAUAAUUACAGAAAAUGAUUCUCAAAAUAAAUAGCUCUUUUAACAAAUUUAAACUUAAAAAAGAUUUUAAGAAAUAAUUUAGGAAGAAUAAGAUGAUGCAUCAAUUUAAAGCAAGUAAAUAGAUGAAAAUUCAGAAAUUCAAAAUAAUAAAUAGGAAGAUUAAAUGA
Tetrahymena thermophila SB210 is the source of this 645-nucleotide messenger RNA. RefSeq lists its product as hypothetical. The record is from RefSeq and is a predicted model, not a curated record. The transcript has a single exon. NCBI's taxonomy places the organism in Eukaryota, Ciliophora, Oligohymenophorea, Hymenostomatida, Tetrahymenidae.